CAGAUGGACGGAGAUACAUUAGACCCUGGCGGCGUCCACGGUCGUCCAAACAGUUCAUCAUGUUCUCGGUCGUUCGCAUUCUGGCUUCCCAAGAUCGACACAUCUCAACAACAUGGCGACCAAGCGGCGUCUCGUCCGAUUCACCAUCCUGGUCAAACGUAACCCGGCUUUAUCGGAAGAAGAAUUCCACUCGUACUGGACAACGAAGCAUGUCCCACAAGUCCAGGAUUGGCUGACCCGACAUGGCAUCAUGAAAUAUACUCAGUAUCACACCCCAUCCUCGGUGCGGGAUCAGGCCAAAUCAAUUCCCGGUCUUGCCCAGGCCACCAUAGCCGAGUGGGACGGGUUUGUUGAGCUGCUGAUGCCUAAUAUGUCAUGCUUUGACGAAGCCCAAAAGGAUCCGUAUUAUUCGGAAGUCGUCUUCCCCGACGAGUUGAAGUUCGCCGACCCGGCAAAUUCACAAAUCAUCAUUGGCUGGGAAGAGGUUUAUGUCCAAGAUGGGAAGAUAGUUGAUCUGCAGCCAGGAGGAAAUGUCGUGACAGCGUGAUUGGUUGAAUGUCACUUGAUAGACUGGGCGUAACCGGAAAUGUCUACCACAAUCGAUGUAGAGUGCAAUCCAACACGUAGAGUCAGCGUCGGAUGAUGUCGCAGUAAACUGGACUUGGUCAGUCGCUCCGAACUCGAGGCGACCCUCACCUUAGGUACCUAGACCAUGCCCGAUCAGUGCCUUAGAUGGAAUACUCUGCGUGUAGAGUAGUGUGCUGGUUGGUGUAUUUAAUUACCUUGCAUACCAU
Messenger RNA from Exophiala xenobiotica, 794 nucleotides. RefSeq lists its product as uncharacterized. NCBI's taxonomy places the organism in Eukaryota, Fungi, Ascomycota, Eurotiomycetes, Chaetothyriales, Herpotrichiellaceae. Gene Ontology annotation, molecular function: oxidoreductase activity. The coding region runs from base 113 to 547 and encodes 144 amino acids. The record is from RefSeq and is a predicted model, not a curated record. The transcript is spliced from 2 exons.